AUGGCAAGCCGUUCACGAGUGUCCCUGGCUCUACGCCGAGCUCGAAUAUCCCCAAUCCCCUGUUCAAGACCCAUACGACCGCUUUCCCAGUUCCGAUGGACAAGUACCGCAACUACAGAAGAUAGCGAAGGGGUAGCAAAAGGCACCACAGGCUCCUCAAAAACAAUUAAAUUUACCUCCGAAACCUAUCCCGAGAUCAAACGAGACUCCAAGUUCGCAGAAAUUACUGAAGAUCACGUCAAAUUCUUCAAACAGCUGCUGGGUAAGGAAUCGGCGAUUAUCGAUGGCGUAACGAAAGAUGCUACAGAUGAUAUCGAGCCUUUUAAUGGGGAUUGGAUGCGGAAAUAUCGGGGGCAUACGAAGCUAGUGUUGAAACCUGGAUCAACCGAGGAAGUCAGUAAGGUGUUGAAAUAUUGCAAUGAUAACAUGCUGGCUGUUGUACCGCAAGGAGGUAACUCAGGAUUGGUCGGAGGUUCGGUGCCCGUGUUUGACGAAAUUGUCAUUACUAUGAGCCGGAUGAACCAAAUAAGGUCUUUUGAUGAAGUCUCCGGAGCUCUUGUUGUAGAUGCUGGUGUGAUUUUGGAGGUCGCGGAUAGUUUCUUACAGGAGAAGAACCACAUAUUUCCGUUAGACCUUGGUGCCAAAGGAUCUUGCCAUAUUGGAGGGAAUGUUGCUACCAAUGCUGGUGGCUUACGGUUAUUACGUUAUGGAAGUUUACACGGCAAUGUACUUGGCAUUGAAGCAGUAUUGCCAGACGGAACAAUCAUGGACGACCUUGGACAAUUAAGAAAGAACAACACUGGAUAUGAUCUCAAGCAAUUGUUCAUUGGAGGCGAGGGUACUCUUGGGAUUAUUACUGGUGUCUCCAUUAUGUGCCCUCAAAGGUCCAAUGCCAUCAAUGUGGCCUUCUUUGGUCUGGAGUCCUACGAGAAAGUUCAAUUGGCGUUUCAGGAAGCAAAGGGCCAACUCUCGGAGAUCCUCUCCGCAUUUGAGCUCAUGGACGUUCAGAGCCAGGAUCUGGUCCAGAAAGUCACAGGGAAUAAGCGUCCACUGGAGAGCGAGCACCCAUUUUACUGUUUAAUCGAGACAAGCGGAUCAAACUCCGAACACGACAACGAGAAGCUUGAGAAAUUCCUCGAAGAUGUUAUGGAGAAGGAAAUUGUCUCAGAUGGAGUCGUUGCCCAAGGCCAAACACAAGUCAAGGAGUUAUGGGGCUGGAGAGAAGGCAUACCAGAAUGUCUCGGCCACUGGGGAGGUGUGUACAAGUAUGACUUGUCAAUACCGAUCAAUGAGCUCUAUGCACUUGUCGAAGAAACACGAGAAAAGAUCCAUAACUCUGGCCUGCUCGGAGAUACCGAUGAGCACCCUGUGGUUGAUGUUGUCGGUUACGGUCAUAUGGGCGACUCGAAUCUUCAUCUGAACGUCGCGGUUCGAACAUAUGACAAGAGGGUCGAGAAGGCGUUGGAACCUUUCGUAUAUGAGUGGAUCGCGAAGCGGAAUGGAAGUAUCAGUGCAGAGCACGGCUUAGGUCUUGCCAAGAAGAACUAUAUCGGAUACAGCAGAAGCGAUACAAUGAUCAAUUUAAUGAAGCAGAUCAAGAAUCUUUACGAUCCCAACGGAAUCAUGAACCCAUAUAAAUACAUAUAA
Molecule: messenger RNA, 1647 nt
Organism: Lachnellula hyalina
Lineage: Eukaryota; Fungi; Ascomycota; Leotiomycetes; Helotiales; Lachnaceae
Gene: SPBC713.03
Product: putative D-lactate dehydrogenase, mitochondrial
Exons: 2
Coding region: 1-1647 (548 amino acids)
Cellular component (GO): mitochondrion
Molecular function (GO): FAD binding; catalytic activity
Source: RefSeq, a predicted model, not a curated record